Zonotrichia leucophrys gambelii is the source of this 808-nucleotide messenger RNA. It is a transcript of the gene CCDC122, whose product is annotated as coiled-coil domain containing 122. The record is from RefSeq and is a predicted model, not a curated record. The coding region runs from base 14 to 808 and encodes 264 amino acids. NCBI's taxonomy places the organism in Eukaryota, Metazoa, Chordata, Aves, Passeriformes, Passerellidae. The transcript has 4 exons.
ACUUCUGCCUGAAAUGGCCAAGGAAAAUUCCCCUUCCCUAGCUGAAGUUGUAAAACGAGUUGCAGAGCAACAGCAGUCACAGGCAUCAGAUGUUGAAAAAAACAAAGCAGUUCUUUUCCAAUUGCAGGCAAAGUGCCAGGAACUAGAAAAAGAAAUGAAUUCUGUUCUGUUAGAAACAAAAACAACAGAAAGGGAGAUACACCUGCAAGAUGAUGCCAUAGAAGUGACAAAAUAUCACUGUGAAAAUCUGGAGGCCCAAGUCAGAGCCCUGUAUUCUGAAAAUUUAAAAUUGAGGUGUGAUGCAGAAACAAUACAAGAGGAGUUUGAGAUGAAACUUGCACGAAAUAAUGAAUAUCGCGAAAAAAUAAAGGAUCAUAAACAUCUCUUUUGGGAGAUGGAAAGUAAAUUGCCAGUUAUGAUUGAACUUGCUGAAAAGAAAGCGGUAGUGGAAGAAUUAAAGGCAAAGAAAGAGGAGUUAAUAUGUGAUCUGCAGAAUCCAGAAGGAUCUGUUAUAAAACAAGUGCAGGAAGAAAUCACACAUUUAAAAAGUGAAGUCACAACAUUGAAAGAUUUGAUCAAUAAAAAAAGAGAUCUGCUGGAAGAAGAGAAAAAAAAACAUGCUAAGCUUAGAAAGGAAAUUGAGGUACAGAAUAAGAGAUAUGAUGCUAUAUUAAAACGUUUGCAUUGCCAACUGAACAAAGUCCAAUCAAAUAAAAGACAAUGGCACUGGAACAUUCAGCAGUUGGAGAAGAAGGCUGCAGAACUAAGAAAAUGUCUGGGAGUAGUAGAGUUACAAAACAUCAUGUAA